AUCAAAAAUUGACAUACCGUGCAAUCAUGUCUAAUGUCUUUCAUUAAAUCUCCGGAGAGGUGCCGGCCGGCCGGUACAUAUGUCAGUGCAUCAUCUAUCUCAGACUCUCAGUCACAGCUAUCUAAUUGGGGUAUAUUCAUCUCCAAUUACAGCCUCAUAAUUUUUUGGACAUUCAUUUACAGCCCGAUCUACUUGGAUGUGCAGACCUGGGAGUUGGAACAAUUCACCAAGAGAAGCCAGUUCGUGUAUAACAGAAUGGGUGGAAUUUAUCAUGAGAUCCUACCUAAAUCCGAGUACUUCUCCAAGGCACUGUACACCUUCCAUUCCGCCCAAAAUGAUCUCUCCGUGGGCUACUUCACCAAUAAGACUACCAAACAGAUUGAGGCCUAUGACCCCGAUCCGAAGGAGCGGUUCACUGUGGCAAUGCAGGUACAAUUCAAGCUAAUUUGCUGACAAUCUCGCUCACAACC
Triticum aestivum (bread wheat) is the source of this 470-nucleotide messenger RNA. RefSeq names its product GDSL esterase/lipase ACHE-like. The transcript has 2 exons. NCBI's taxonomy places the organism in Eukaryota, Viridiplantae, Streptophyta, Magnoliopsida, Poales, Poaceae. Bases 34 to 453 code for a protein of 139 amino acids. The record is from RefSeq and is a predicted model, not a curated record.